AUGUUUUUAUACAAAAAAAUUUUAUCAAUAUAUAAAUAAAGUUUUUCUUUCUUCCUUUCCUUUAAUUUUUCUUUCUUUUUGUAUGCUUUGCUUGCAAUUUUCUUAUUAAUUAAUUUUUGUUAACAUAUCCAUAAAUUUUUGUAUUAUUGCAAAGAAAAAAUAUAAAAGGAAAUGCAAAACGCCUAUCCCGAAAUCACUGACUAACAUCGUGAAUUUUUAAAGAAACAAGGUUUGAAGGUUUAUGAACCUAAGCCCCUCCCUGAUUAAAUCAAUCCUUUUUCUAAAACAUACUGGAUCACUAAUGCCUUUAUUAUUGGUGUGAGUUUCUUGGCUAGAAGACAUGCCCUUAAGGUUGGAGCUCCUCGUAUCUUCUGGUCAGGUUGUAUUGUUGGUGUUCCUCUCGCUGCAAUUAUCUCAAGAGGUAAAAGUGACUAACUCGAUGAACUUGUUGGUGCCAGAAAAACUCUUGAAUAAAAGCUUGAAUAUGCUCCAAUCACAAGAAGAGCUUGGGAAAGAGCUUUGGCUACCAAUUAGGAAUAUCAAAAUGAAAUCAAAACCCAAAUUCAAGAUUUAUAAGCAGAAAUUGCUGCCAAAAAAGUUGCUGCUAAGUUAGAAUGA
Messenger RNA from Tetrahymena thermophila SB210, 618 nucleotides. Its product is annotated as transmembrane protein, putative. The record is from RefSeq and is a predicted model, not a curated record. Lineage: Eukaryota; Ciliophora; Oligohymenophorea; Hymenostomatida; Tetrahymenidae. The transcript is spliced from 3 exons.